GACACUUGACACAAAGUAAGCGGAGGAGGGGUAUUGCUGGAUUUCGUGUUCCCGUGUUGCCUCUACCUCUCCCUCGAACGACUGGGUUGUUGCCGUGAGACGUGCUUGGAUCGUCGGUUCGCUUCGGGAAGAACAGCAAGAGGCAGAGGAACCGAAGGACGAGGAGAGCGGUUCGGGACGGUGUGGGAAACGAGGGAAGCACCGCUGGGGUGUUUGGGAAAGGGCGCACCGACAGAACGGCGUGGACAGCUCCUCCGGCCGAGCAGGAGGAUGCUUCCAGAUGACUCCCUCUUUCUGGGCAGGUCACUGGCGACGGAGUGUACUACUGUCGUCAUCUCCAGCGCGGGUGAUGAGUCGAGGUCGAUGCCCGUGGACCUCAGCGGGAUGUAUUACGACGUGGGCAUGACGUUGGACAACAGGCCGGUGUUCUUCAGUACUAACGACACCGCCACCAGCGAGAGCGUCAUGUACUGGACGGGCGGGGUGUCGAUCGCCAUUGAAGGAGAACCGGAUUUCGGCAGGCAGCGCCACCUCACCAACAACGCACAACCAAGGGGCGACAACGACGGCGACGCUCUGGCGCUAUCGGCGCGCGGGCGCGGAGGAAGCGUGGCUGCACGGGAAGAAGAGGGUCGCGCUCUCGCUGCGUGCGAUAGCGGCGGCUGGAUUUUGCGGGAAAGCGAUGGAGGUUACCCCGCCUACAUGGUCUUCGACUGCGCCUCCCAUCCGGUUGACAUCUCCAGCGGGGUGUGGUACAAGAUCCCAUCCAGAGGCGACUCCGCGGAGACGAUGGAUGCUUCCUUCGCCGCGGUGUGUUUGAAUUCAGAGAACAACGACGGACCUAGCCCGGCGUCGAGCGAAAUGACCAACUCGCCUGCGGUCGAGAUCGUGGGCUUCGCGACGGUCUCUCCGGGGGCCACGGUAGAGGUGGAAGACGUGUUCGAUCGAGGGUCUUCAUCCUCCAGCCCCGGUGUCGAUGACCCUCUCGGAUGGCUCGCGUCGACGGUGGGAGCGUCAUCGUCCAGCCGAGGAGGCCUCACGUCGAGCGGAGGAAGCGUUUUGGGUCAAGAUACCGUGGAAAGCGACGAUUCCGGCGUGGUCACCGGGCUGUUCAUAUCGACCGGAAUAUUUGUGGCGGUCGUAGCAGGCGCGGUCAUCAUCUUCAACAUCGUCCGUCGUCGUAAGCAGACGCAGAGCCCGUCUCGUCGCAUCGUCACGCCCUCGACCAACGCUACCAACGUUGUUGCUGGUGGAAAUGCCAGUGGCGGCGGCGGCGGCGAAGAGAAGACGGGGACAGUGGAGGAUGCGGUGGCCAUCGAUAUCGGUACCACCGCCGAUGAAAAGACGGAGGAAGUGCUUGACCGCCCGGAAGGCGGCCACGGCCUCGCCGUAGACCCGAAACGGAGGUUGCCGGAACAACCACAGGAUGACAAACAACCGCCCGCUGUCGUCGCCGACAAAAAAACGGAGGAGUAAUUAGUAGAGAUGGUGAUUGCCGAAACAGCCAAACAGCAUGACGAACAACCGCCUGAUGUCGUCGCCGACAAGAGUAGCGGCCGAUGCAACGGCGGGGAGGCAUUGAUAUCAAUCACCGGUGGCGUCGCCGGGCGCCGCGGGGGCAGCUCGAAUUUUUGGUCUUGUGAAACCGGAGCUAUAUCGAGAAGACAGGUUGAGGCGUUAGCCAACCAAGCCUCGGGGGAGAAAUAACUAAGUAAAUACGAGCAAUGUCGACUUGAUUCUCCCGACCUUGACGCACUGGCGUAGAAGGCAGUAACAGCAGCAGCACCACCAAAGCGAGAGGGCGUCGAAGAAGUUGACUAUCUGGACUGUUGCUUGUUUGGGCAAUUUCACAACUUGUAUAUUUCGGGAAAUGUUUCAUGUCAGGAACGCUCUUUGCCAGGAUCGUAGGAGGCGCUGAUCCCCACCCCGUAUCCAACGGUGCAUAGCGUCUAUAGGCCACGGGACGAAGGAAUAUAUGAGAAGGGCUUGCGUAGUAGAUUGGUGCCGUAGAACAGCAGGGGAAUGUACUGUGUUGUCUUUUCAGAGAACCUCGCAUUUCACUCGCGUUCAUUCCUGGGGGCGUCCUGCUUUUUUCCGUGUCGUGGUUUUUGCUUCAAUAAAACUAUGUUUCGUUGG
Molecule: messenger RNA, 2136 nt
Organism: Ectocarpus siliculosus
Lineage: Eukaryota; Phaeophyceae; Ectocarpales; Ectocarpaceae
Source: the annotation of a GenBank genome assembly